Molecule: messenger RNA, 3648 nt
Organism: Schizophyllum commune H4-8
Lineage: Eukaryota; Fungi; Basidiomycota; Agaricomycetes; Agaricales; Schizophyllaceae
Product: SPT16-domain-containing protein
Exons: 16
Coding region: 42-3224 (1060 amino acids)
Biological process (GO): transcription elongation by RNA polymerase II; positive regulation of transcription elongation by RNA polymerase II
Cellular component (GO): FACT complex
Molecular function (GO): nucleosome binding
Source: RefSeq, a predicted model, not a curated record
CUUUGGCCUCGUAUACCUUGUCCAGUGCUCCUGCCGUCUCGAUGGCGAACAAAGCCACGCUCAACAAGGAGCUGUUCAACGCGCACUUGAAGCGUCUCCUUGAUGCCUGGAAGAACGCGACUCCCAACAACGAUUUCAGCAGCAUAGCAAAUGCGGAUGCUAUAAUCCUCCCGGCGGGCGAUGGAGAUGAUGACUUUUUCUCGAAGGGGAUGUCGCUCCAGCAAUGGCUGCUCGUCUACGAAUUCCCCUCCACCAUAAUCUUCUUCGAGAAGGAAAAGAUCACUUUCCUAUGCUCUGCUUCCAAGGCCAGGAUCCUCGGUCAGCUAGAGAAAACCCCAGUUCCCAUCGAGAUUUUGCCCGUACCUAAGCCAAAGGAUCCCCCCAAUGACUCUUUGGCCAAGUUUGUCAAGCUGUACACGUCGAAAGAACGCGUAGGGGCCCUGCUCAAGGAGCAGCCGAACGGCAGGCUCGUCAGCGAAUUCAACAAGGCCGUCGACGCAGCCUCCUCCAAGCCGGAACUCGUGGACAUUGCGCAUGCAGUCUCUGCCCUACUCGCCGUGAAAGAUGAGGAGGAAAUGAAAUUGGUUACGACUGCUGCGAAUCUGACCUCCACCCUUCUUCGCCAUCACGUCGCCACCAAGCUCGAGAUGAUCCUUGAUAAGGAAGCGAAGAUAUCUCAUGAGGCUUUCGCGGCGCAGAUCGAGACACGGUUAGGCUCGGGCCCGGGCGACAAUGCGAAGGCUCCGGAUAUGAGGGUCUGGAGCAAGGGCAAAGGGCUGCAAGAUAUUGACUUCAGUGUUGUCGACUUCUGUUACCCCCCGGUAGUCAUUUCGAAGUCAAGUUCGACCGGCUACGACAUUCGCUUCAGCGCCAUCUCCACAGGCGACAACAUCGCGCACAAAGGUGUUCUCCUCGCGGCCUUUGCCCUUCGAUACAAGGGCUAUGCAGCAAACGUUGGUCGGACAUGGAUCGUCGACCCUACACCCGAGCAAGAAGCGCAGUACAACCUGCUCUUGUCGCUGCAAAAUGAGCUCUUGUCGAAAAUUGGCGACGGCGUCGUUGCUAAGGAUGUCUACCAGCACGCAUUAGAUUACGUGCGCGACAAGAGCCCCGAUUUGGAGAAGCACUUCGUCAAGAACGUUGGGUUUUCGAUGGGUAUCGAGUUUCGUGACCCGACCUUCCUGUUGUCCGGCAAGAACAACCGGACCAUACAGUCCAACAUGGUCUUCAACCUUGCUUUGGGCUUCACCGACCUAGUCGAUAAGAACGGGCAGAAGUAUGCCUUGCAGCUGGCCGACACCAUCAAGGUCGAUGGCAACAAGUCCGUCCUCCUCACCGAAGGCGCAAGAUCAACCAAGGACACCCUCUUCUUCCUCACCCCCGCUGAAGAUGAAAAGCCCAAGAAGAGCGAGCGCAAGCCGCCCGUACAGCCGAAGUCGAACGGUACGCCUCUGAAGAGUAAGACCGUCGCGGGAAAGGUGCUGCGAAAUCAGCGCCGUGCGAAGCAGGAGGAGGACCAGUCCCACCUACAGCGAUUCAUCGAGCACCAGCGCGAGCUGCAUCAGAAGGUGCAGAAUGAUGGCUUAGAGCGGUACAGCCACGGUAGCGGGGGCAAGGGCGGCGAGGACAAGACCUGGAAGAAGUUCCAGAGCUACAAGGGUGAGAUGGCGUUGCCACCAGAGGUUGAGCGUCUGAGGGUCUUCGUCGAUCGUAAGGCUCAGACAGUCAUUCUGCCGAUCAAUGGGUUCGCGGUGCCGUUCCAUGUGAACACUAUUAAGAAUGUCAGCAAGAACGACGAGGGGGAGUUCACAUACCUCCGAAUCAAUUUCCAGACCCCCGGCCAGCUUGCAGGGAAGAAGGAGGACACGCCCUUCGAAAAUCCCGAUGCCACCUUCAUUCGAUCCGUCUCCUUCCGCUCGCCAGAUGGCCAGCGCUUCGACAACCUCCAGAAGCAGAUCACCGAGCUGAAGAAGGAGGCCAACAAGCGCGAGCAGCAACGGAAGCAGAUGGCAGACGUCAUCGACCAGGACAAACUCGUCGAGGUCAAGGGACGGAGACCAGUCCGUAUGCCCGAUAUGUUCGUGCGACCUGCGUUGGACGGUAAGCGCUUGCCGGGUGAUGUCGAGAUUCACCAGAACGGUGUUCGCUUCGUGUCGCCGAUCGGACAGAGGAUAGAUAUCCUGUUCAACAACGUCAAGCACCUCUUCUUCCAGCCCUGCGACCACGAACUACUCGUUAUCAUUCACUUCCACCUCAAAGCGCCCAUCAUGGUCGGCAAGAGGAAAGCGACGGACAUCCAAUUUUUCCGCGAAGCGACCGACGUCCAGUUCGAUGAGACAGGCAACCGGAAGCGCAAGCAUCGAUACGGCGAUGAGGACGAGAUCGAGCAGGAACAGCAGGAGCGCAAGCGCCGGCAACAACUCAACAAGGAGGUGAAGGGCUUCGCGGAGAAGAUCGCGGACGCCGCUGCUACAUCUAUUGAAGACACCUUUGAGCUGGAUAUUCCAUUCCGUGAACUCUCGUUCGAGGGUGUGCCCUUCCGCUCUGCCGUACGACUGCAGCCAACAACGGAAUGCCUGGUCCACCUGACGGACCCACCAUUCCUCGUCGUCACCCUGUCCGAGAUCGAGAUUGCGUCCCUCGAGCGUGUACAGUACGGCUUGAAGCAGUUCGAUCUCGUCUUCAUCUUCCGGGACUACACUCGAACACCGUUGCACAUCAACUCCAUAUCAUCGUCGGCGAUGGACGAUGUGAAGAACUGGCUAGACUCUGUCGACAUACCCAUGAGCGAGGGCCCGGUCAACUUGAACUGGGGCCCCAUCAUGAAGCACAUCAACGAGGACCCGCAUGAGUUCUUCCUCCAGGGCGGCUGGGAGUUCCUCGGCGGCCCCGAGGGCGCGCAGAACGACGGCUCAUCGGGCGAGUCCGACACGGAGUCCGAGUUUGAGGAGUCAGAAGCAUUCGAGGAGAGCGAGAGUGCCAGCGAGAGCGACUUCAGCGACGACGCGAGCGCGAGCGACAGUGGAUCGUAUAGCGGGAGCGACAUCAGCGACGAGGGCGAUGACUGGGACGAGCUGGAGAGGAAGGCGGCAAAGUCGGACAAGAAGCGCGCAGAGAACGUGCCGGACUCGGACGACGACAGGCCAAAGAAAAAGGCGGUCAACGGUGGUGCAAAGAAGAAGGCACCUGUCAACGGCAAGGCCAACGGGAAGGGCAGACGUUGACGCGCAAGCACCCCCUCCGACCUCCCUUGCCCCUUAUUCUCGCAUUCUAUUUGGCUGUGACAUUGCUAUCUGAACACCCUGUAUCAUAUUUCUCUCUCAGGCAUGUUAUUGUAGAUCCUGACUGCUAGAACUCGAAUCUCGGCUCGAGAUCUAUCGCGGGUUUUGUGGACGGCACGAGUGCAUCCGAGUCGCCUUGAGGUUGCUCUGCGACUGCCAGCUUGUCCAGAGUAGGAGCGACGACUUGGGCCGGGUGCGUACGCGAUUCGCGCCAGAGCAGCGUACCCGUGAUAGCAGCUGCUGGACCCGCGAAAGGCGGCGCGAAGACAUACCACCCGAGAAGCCCAAGCAACUGCUGCCAAGUGUCCGCGAACGAGAGCGUCGCAAGCACCGUCGAGCCCACCCCAACAAUCCCCGUCCACUUGAG